Cyphomyrmex costatus is the source of this 693-nucleotide messenger RNA. RefSeq lists its product as uncharacterized. NCBI's taxonomy places the organism in Eukaryota, Metazoa, Arthropoda, Insecta, Hymenoptera, Formicidae. The record is from RefSeq and is a predicted model, not a curated record. The coding region runs from base 1 to 693 and encodes 230 amino acids. The transcript has a single exon.
AUGGAAGUUUCAAAUGCGACAUAUUUGGAAGCAAAUGAAUUGUACGAAUACGUCGACGGUACAAGUAUUAAACCAGAAAUAGAUACUGCAAAUUAUGCUGCGGACGUUAUUGUGUGGCGAAGAUCAAAUGCAAAGGCACGGCGUGCAAUCUCGACUGCAUGUCACAAGCAACCGUUGUUGCAAAUUAUGAAUUGUCAAACGGCGAAGGAUAUGUGGACAACGCUCAAAAGUACAUAUGAGCAAGCAUCGAAGUCAAACAUAGUGUUUUUACAACAGAAGUACUAUAGUUUCACGAAGGAGCCAACAGAUAAUAUCACUGUGUUUCUGUCAAAACUUAUGGAGAUUGUGCAGCAGUUGAGGGAUCAGAACGAGAAUAUUUCAGAUUCAAUGGUUAUAACGAAGAUUUUGAUGUCAUUGCCGCCGGAGUAUAAUCAUUUUCACAGUGCUUGGGAAUCAACGGGUCCGGAGAGUCAAACAAUGGCCAAUUUGCGUGCGCGAUUGUUAGGCGAGGAGCUUCGAUUAAAGUCACAAGACCAAGUUGAAAAUGUGGAGGCAUUGGUGGCUAAGAAGAAUCUUUGGAAAAAGAGAAAUUCGAAGAAAAACCAGGGUCAAUCAUCGUCGAAUCAAAAUAAGAAGAGUACUGGAGGAAGCGGUGGAAAUAGUGAGAGUGGCACAAGGAGCAACAAGCCAUGA